GCGGGUGAGCCGAGCCGUGUGUGAGUCGCGCGAGGCGCGCGAUCCGUAAACACGCAACGCGACGCAAUCCUGCGACGCAACCGGCGCGACGAACGGUCAGGCGACAACGAUACGCACCUCUAAUCCCCGGGAUUCGAGAUCGACGAGGCGAGGAGCCUGACGAGGAGCGACUGCAAGCGUCGCUCGCAGUGCGGGAGAGAUUCUAUCUCGUAGCACGAGGACUCCGGACUGUCGAUACAUCGCGAUUUUCUCCCGAUUGACACGGUGAAUAUUACGGAAUUCGUGAGAGUGUUGCGCGGAAGCGAGUGCGGGCACAAGUUCGAGAGCGCGGCGGAUUCCGCUCCUGGCCGCGUCGCACGCCUGCCGGAGCAAUCCCGCGGCGAGUUUGGAGACGGGAGUCCCGCGGGGUGACAUUCUCUCACCGGGAACAGCUGGUGGCGAAUUCCCCUCGGAGCAUCACCGGCGCCGCGUUCAUCGACGCGUCAACGACCUCGGCUCCGUCCGGCGAUCCGGCGUAAAGGAGCUCUCAAGUGGUGUUAUCGUGUGACAGGCGAAGGUGUCAACGGCGCGCUCCAUCCGCUGCAGGAGAGGAGGAUCCGUGCGCGUGCGACCCUAAACGUGAAAGUGACACUUGCGCGCGGGAGCCAGCGGGAGUAAACACUUCCUGGAAGUAGCGGUUCCCGAGACGAGACUCGCACAUACCGCUCGCCGCGAGGAACGGAACCGGUGACUGACGCGAGCGAGCAACGGAAACCAGGAGAGAAAACUCGGGAGGCAGAUCAAGCGUGCGGCGAGGACGAGAGAGACAGAGAGAGAGAGAGAGGAAGAAGGCGAUGCUGUGCCUCGGCUGCUGCGAUCGCGGUUAAUUCGCACGUGUCGCGAUAUGUCGGGUGGCACGGCGGGCGGCGUCCGCGGCACCGGCGCCGAGUGCAGGAAGUUCGCGCCGAACAUAUUCAACAAGAGCAAGUGCAGCAGCUGCUUCAAGCAGAAGGAGGAGCACAGCGCGGAGGCUCUGGAAUGCAACAGGGCAACGAGGAAAAUUUCCAAAUGUGGAUAUCUGUUCGUCGCGCCCGGAUGGGAUUUUUCAAACCCGCUGAAUCGGACGAAGAGAUGGCAGAGGAGGUGGUUCGUUCUCUACGACGACGGGGAGCUGACGUAUUCUGUGGACGAACAUCCCGAAACGGUGCCUCAGGCGAGGAUCGACAUGACCCGCGUACUGGAGGUGGCCGCAGCCGAGGACGUCACCGGGCAUCCUUACAGCCUCGCCGUCACUUCGCCGGAGGGUGUGACCUUCGUCAAAGGGACGUGCCGUGAAGAGACCAGGUGGUGGACGGACGUUCUCCAGGUGUAUUCGCGAAACAAGGGUCGGCACAAGCGAAAUGCAACCUUUCCCGGCGGGCAGACGACGAUCCUGCAAGUUACACCGACAAUUCGAAGUAACACGCCAAAUCCACCGCGACCGCGCUUCAAUAGCUGCCGAUCGGAGCCGCGCAGCAGCGCGUCGUGGAUUCCGGAGACCGGCGGCGGAACGUCGGAUCUGUGCACCUCCGUUUUCUCGUCCACGCCGUCCUUGGUGACGACCAGCGUCGUCACCGCCACCAGCAGCAGCGUGCUGACGAACGGCAACACGGAGAGCGUCCCCGAGAUCAGGAACAGCCUGUCGCCGUUGCGCGCUCUCGAGAACGGGUCCACCGGAAAUUAUCUGUCCGGCGUGACGUCGACCACGUCGUCGUCGUCGUUGAACGGCAACGUCUGCAGCACGAUCUAUUCGACUUCCACGACGGCCGUCGCGACGGCGACGACGACGACGACGGCGAGCAGCAUUGUCUCGCUGACCGAUAAGCCGCCGAUGAUCCCCAACGACGGCGCGAGAUCGACGAGCUAUCGCGAUCAACCUGCCAGCAGCGCGUCACCGCCGACCCGGGACAAGCUCCGCGCCGAGGACAAGGCCAGGCGCAGGAUGAAUCAGCAGGGCGAGCGGACCGUCGGCAUCAUCGGCGACGCGGCCGGCCCAGCCUCCGGCGAGAAACUAGACGACGACGCGUGUCGGAGGAUACUUUUGGAGCACGAGCGGGAGAGAGAGGGAAAGCUACGAGAUAUUGCAGCUUCUUUAACACAGCCACGAGCGAGAAGAAUGAAGCCAAGAACUUCGGAGCCAACCAGAGACGUCGUGGAUGCGGUCAACGCGGCUCAUCAAGAUAAACUUAUCAGAGGCGAUCCCGAUGGCUGCGGCCUAGAUAUUUCCGGCAUCAGGUAUUCACCCACUUCCGAACUGAGAGUCGAUCUGCCGGCAGAGGACUUGCUGAACAUCAAGAAGGGCUGGCUGAUGAAGCAGGGCUUGAAUAAGGAAUGGAACAAACACUGGUUUGUUCUGAGAGGCUGCGGACUGAUGUACUACAGGGAUCCCUGUGCGGAGGACAAAGGCAUCAUGGACGGCGUUAUAGACCUCAAUACUGUCACCGCGGUCACGUCGCUUCAGGUCGCACGAAAUUACGGAUUCCAGACUGUCGCCUGGGACGACAGAGGUAGCACGGUGCUGUCCGCGGUGACAGCUGGCAUUAGGUCCAGUUGGAUGUCGGCCAUCAGAAGAGCGGCCAAUCUACCUGAUCCCGAUAGCAGCGUGGAUUCUCUUACCGUUUGCACGGAUACUCAGCAAGAGACAAAUCCUCAGUCGCCUACUACAUCUAUUACGGAUCGUGAGAGGGACUCUGUCGUUCCGUCGACAUCCAUCACACCUAGAUCGGUGCUGUUCUCGUCUGACGAAGAGUACAGGACCGCUUCCGAGGGUGGACGAAGAGAGUCUGGCGACUGGUCGGAGAUGCCGGUGUCGCCACCGCUGGUGAGAAACGGCGAUUGGCCUAUGGCGCUGAAGGGUUCCGGCUGGUCGGAUUCGGCGAACCACGAGUGGUCGGAGCUGCCACCGUCGCCGCCGUUGACGAGAACCGCAUUGUCGAGGGUGAAAGCUCGGUCUAGAUCGAGUUCCAGAUCGAGGGUCUACAAGAGAAGUCGGAGCUCGCCCCCGAGUUCGCGGAGAAGUACCCUGGACAGCGUAAGAUCGGAGGAUCUGAUGAUGGCUUGCUGCGAACUCGGCGAGGACGAGGAGCAGAACAACGGCCACCUGCAGAGUAACAGCUGCCUCUCGAGCACCAACGAUAGCCCGCUUAUCGUCGAGCUUUUGGAGAAUCAAGUGUCGCUGCUGCGCGAUCAACUGGAUCAGAAUCAGUCUCAUCCGAGUACGUUACUAGUCAUUAUCGAGCGUCAGGAGAACGAAAUCGAGGGCUUGAAGUCGCAGCUGAAUGCGGCGCGGACCGACAUCGCAAACGCAGAGAAGGAGCUGUCCAGGCUCCGACAGCAGAAAGCGGAAGCGUCCAUCAGGGAGAAACAAGUGGAGGAACUGUUGAAUACGAUACAAAGAACGGAACAGCAGCGAAACAAGGAUCUCGACGAUUUGGAGAAGAUGAAGAAGGUGUACAAUAGAGAGAAGGAGGUCUUGGAGUGCAAAUUACUUGAAACAGAGGCUAUUUUGAGAGAGACGACGGAGAGAUGCGAAAUGCUUACGAACGAAGUGACGUCGAGUCACCGAUCCGUCGAGCAUCUUCAGGCGGAAACAGCAGCUCUCAGCGACAGAUUGUCCCAAGGUAUCGAGGAGAACGAACGGCUUUACAAUAGAGUAAGGGAACUGGAGGAAAAGAAUGGACUGUCUGCUUCGAGGGAACGUGGAAGAAGCUUCGAUUCGCUUAGCGAUUUGACCAAUAUUGAAUUGGAUUUAGAUUUGACUGCAUUGGACAAGGAAAGAGUUAUGGAGGAGUACGACGAGUUGCGAAGCCGUUUCGAGAAGGCUGUCAUGGAGAUUCGAGCUAUGAGGAAGGAGUUGCGAGAAGCUCAUGCCACACAAGAUGUUUUGGAGUUGGAAAUCUUUGCUCAUAAGCAGGACGCAGUUAACGUCAGCGAGACAAAUCAAGCACAGAUUCAGUUAAUGGCGGCGAGAAUUCAGGAUCUGACUAACAAGCUAGCCGCUAGCGAGAAGCAAAUUAGAACUCUAAAGCAAAAGUUGACGAAGGCCGAGAGCAGAGAUAAGAGAAGAUCACUCUCUCUGAAAGGAAGAGAAUCUUUUCAGAUCUCUCAGGAGGUGGAAGACAAACUUUUGGAUCUUGAAAACAAGAUUUGCGCUAUAGAGAGAGGCAAGAGCAUCAGCGCUCCUGUUUCCGCCGGCAACAGCUCGAAGGAAUCGAGCCCUAAUCCGAAGAAAGAAAAGAGAAGAGAAAGCAAGAAUCUGGAUCGGGCUAGAUUGCGAAGAAAAUCGUUGGAUAGCGCGACGAGCUCCGAACCGAUGAAAGUGUUGAUUAGAUUAAGCACUCUGGAAACGAAAGUGGCGAACGUUGCUGAGACCAUGGCCAGUGACGCGGAGAAGGAUUCCAGCGAGUGCAGCGAAAUCAACGGGUCCUCCGAGGUGUCGUUGGAGGUCCUGGCAAGGCUGAAGAAACUGGAGAGAGUAGUGUCGAAGUCGAAACGACGAUUGGAGAAGUGCCUCGGCUCGACGCAAGCGGAGGACAAGGCCGAGAAGUGUUUGCGCGAGGUGAAUGAAAUCUUGGACUCGUGCUUAGAAUGUAAGAAGAAUCAGGCUAGCGCUCAAAUCACCGAGUCAGUAGGGGUAGUGGUAUCUAGGCUAGAAACUAUACUUAAGGACAAACUGAGCGAACUCACGAAGAGACGGCAGUUGCUGGCGCAGGAAGGUCGGCUGGACGAGAGGGAGAAGAUGCGACUCGUCGCCGAGAGAAUAGCCUUCGAGUCCGUGAUCCUGCGGCAGAUAAAGUGCGCGCUGAAUCGCACGACGGACAGAAGCGCCGUUUUGAGUGAAUUGGUCGAAACUAGUCAGCUUGCCUCAAGCUUAAAGCGUAAGAUUCACGGAACUAAGCCCAAAACGUACCAAAAAACGAAUUACAUUCAGUAUCUCACUAAAGUGUUAGCGAAUAAGUUAGUACUGAUAGGACAUCCCUCCGUAUCGGCGGAAACGCCGAAGGAGAUUGGUGCCGCUCGCAGCGAAAGUCUCAACUUUCUGCUGCAGAAGCAGCGGGAGAUCAACGAGAUCAUGCGGAAGUACAAGGACGCGAAGUUGCGACAGCUCGCGGAAUCUCUGGCCGCCGAGACGUUGAGUCUGUCCGAGCAGGAGGAUCUCGCGGGCAAGCAGAUAAGCGGCUCCAGCAAGAAGCUACUCGAGGAUAGACGUAUUCGCGAGGCGUGGGCUUUAGCACAGGAGACCGUGAGCAAGGAGCUCGUACAGGCCGAAGUGUCUCACGUCAUCAUGCGUUACGGACAGUUGUACGAGCAAAAUGUGACGUCGAUCACGGACAUUUGCCUCAGCUUCGACAACGCGGACAGUGUCAAGCUAGAGUCGUGGGUGGACGCGGCGCAGGUGCGGUUGCGCCAGGAAAUGGAGGUUUCCAUACACGAGCUGUCGGAGGCUUACGAGGACUGUCUGCGUACGAUGAAGAAGAGCAAGUUGACGGCGCUCGAUUCCAAGCACGAGUCCCGCCAACUGCUCACCGACUACGCCGACGUGAUUGCGCACAAGGCUUUAAUAGAUUCCAGAAUCGCCCUCCUUCAGGAAACCACUCGGCAAUCAUCUACGACGCUGUCUGGCGAGACUUUCGUAUCUAGUCUUAUUCGAAACGAAGACAUUCUUUCCUGUCUGGCAAACGACGAGGGAUACGAUCUUCAAAGCAAUCCGAUUCUCGACGCGGAGUACAGUUACCUUUACCAGCGAUUGACUAAGGAGUGCGAGGACAGAAUAUCCGGAAGGAGAGAGUCGAAAGAGCAGCUCAAGAACGUCAGUCAGUCGUUGUUCCACUUGGAAGAGAAUCUGGCUGAGCUCAGCAAAUGUAUAAGGGAUAAAACUGGCGUGAAAAUUGACAAUAUGAUUUGGUCGAAGUCGACGAGCAGCGUCACCGAUUGGUCUAGCGUGUGCGAGAAAUGUUUGCAUUUACGCGAGCAGAUAAGGAAGUUAAGCGAACACAUGAACAACGUGUCGUGCCAGACAUGCAAUCAAUUGCAGGAAGCUAUUCAAAAGAUAACCAACGAACAUAAUCAGGAAUUGGAGACACUCAAGCGCAAUCAGGAGAGAGAUCUGAUGGAUAUCAAAGGCGAACUGGACUGCCAGCGGCAAUCCCUGACGACACAGUACGAGCAGGAGGCCGCCAGCUUGCGCGAGAGAGCCAGGAAAUUGGAGCACCGUCUUAACGCGAUGGAUUCCGAGCACUCGGCUCACGUGAACGAGCUGAGGGCUGCCUAUCAGAGAUCGAUAAGCGCCGAACUGGACACAGACGCCGAGACGCGAAAGCGGUACAAGGAGGAGAUCAAGCAGCUGCGCGCGUUAUGCGAGAAGGGUCUGUUGGCGAUGGAGAACUCGCACAGGCGCAUCAUCGCCGAGACGGAAGAGAAACAUCGGCAGGAAUUGGAGAACCUCAGGGUGGAGAAGGAGCAGGCGCUCUCCGAGGAGACGCAGGCGACCCUGGCCGCGCUGGACGCCAUGAGGAAAGCGCACGAGCACGAGGUGCAGAAGGAGAUCGCCAAGUUCAAGCAGGAGUUUCUCAAGCAGAUGCAGGCGCGCGAGGACAUUGGCGUGCUGCACAAGGAACACGAGGAGGAAAUGGAGGAGAUAAAGCAGGAGAUUCUUUCUCUGUCCGCGAAGUAUUCGUCCAAAUGCGUGGAGUCAGCCGCGUUGGAGGAGAAAGUGGGCAACCUGUCCAAGCAACUCGCCCAGGCGCAACAGCACAUCAUGCAGCUGGAUGCGAGGAACAAGCAGUUACGGGCGCAUCUGGUAUUGGAGACGAAUGACAGUAGCGGUAUCAAUGAUACUAUACAGAUUCUGAGAGGUAGAGACAACGAGCUCGCCGAGCCGAGGGAUGAAAUGCACCGACUGCAACAACAAUUCAAGCAUGGGGACAACCUUCGUGAAUCGUCCGGCGUGCCGUCGAAAGUCGCCCUGUCGCUAGACUACUCGCCUGCCUAUUCGCCACAACGUCUCAGAGGUAGUCAGGGUGGCGGCGAGCAGAAAUUAACGAGCGAACGGAGUCCGAAAGGAGCGAGCUCCUUGUCCAGCGCGUUGCGUAAACCAUCUCUGUCGGCGGAACGGCCUCAGAGCGCGUUCUCGUACAGACUCGAGCGCGUAAAGUCCGUCUCGUUGCCGUACUCGAGUAGUCUGGCCAGGCCGGCGAGUAGCGACGGCGUUUCCGGCGGGAAAGAGCCGCCGGCGAGUUUAGGACAAAAGGAGCGUAACGGCAACCUGGGCUCGCCGUUGUGGGACAGCUUAAGACCGAGGAGCGGCCUGCCUCAUCAGUAUCAAGGUGGCACAACAGCAGAGAUGCGAGUCGGCGGCGGCACUGGCGCCCAGCGGUGGCAGGAGACCAAGCAGAAUGAAAAGCAGCACCUCUCGCAGACAUACACCCUCCGUGCCAACGCUCGUCACACAUCCCGCCUCACCCCGGAACCCGCAGCUCUCUCCGUUGCAGAGUUGAUGAGGUCUCCAGCAGUGAGAUGGUCCAGCAGAAGUUGUCGCAGCCUACCUCCGACGCCUACACCAAGUUACCAUCAUCCACUUCACCCUCCUCUGCCCGCCGUAGGCAUGGUCGCCGAGAGGAAAAAACGUUUCGAGCUUUGAACUUCUGUACUUUUCUUAUUUCACUUAUUAAUAAUUAAAUAAUGCGUAUGCGUAUACAGAAAUAGUCGAAGCGAUUACACACAUUUGACGUAUUUAAAAUUAUUUGAAAAAAAAAAAAACGAAAUUUGUGACAUUCCGGAUAAUAAAAUAUCAUUUAUGAUAUCGAAAUAAAAGAAGAAAUACAUUCUUCCGGUAUGUGCUUCUUCUUUUGGAAAUUAUAAGACUGAAAGUAUAUUUUGAUAUAUAAAAUGGAACCAAUCAUUUGAAAACGCUUCACACAGGGGACACAGAUUAGUCGGAUAAUCUGCGAUUCGCGUGAACGCGAAUUGCAAUUUCACCACUGCCAUACGAGAAUCGCGUUGAGGCUUGGAUGAUUUUUGAUGGACCAAAGUCGAAAUAUCUAUCGAUCGCGUUCGUUGUAAAUAUUGAAUCGUGUUUAUUAAGUAAACACGAUUCAAUAACCGAGACAAGUUCCGAUUAUUCAAAGAGGACGGAUUGCGAAAUCUCUUCUUCUUACAUGACGUGAAAAUUCGUAAUGUCAACAAUCAUUGCUUUUCUUGCAAAAAGAUCUUACAAAUAAAAUUUGUCUUAUCCGCAAAAAUAUCAUACAUAUAUAUUAUGUUAUAUAAAAUAUGUUUUAUUAAUAAUUUUCUUCAUUAUUGGAAAUAUUUAAAUUGAUUUACAAUUAGUAACUCUAUAUUAACAACUUUUUCCAUUGUUGAAGGAAAUAUUUAAAUUUAUUUACAGCCUGUCAAUUCAUUAUUUUAU
Molecule: messenger RNA, 8425 nt
Organism: Wasmannia auropunctata (little fire ant)
Lineage: Eukaryota; Metazoa; Arthropoda; Insecta; Hymenoptera; Formicidae
Gene: osp
Product: centromere-associated protein E
Exons: 17
Coding region: 884-7657 (2257 amino acids)
Biological process (GO): actin filament organization
Cellular component (GO): actin cytoskeleton
Molecular function (GO): actin filament binding
Source: RefSeq, a predicted model, not a curated record